AUGGAUGUUGUAUGCAGCGGAGUUGUUCUUCUCAUGAUACUGGCUGUUGCACCAGUUGCAGUAGCAGCAGCAAAGGAGUCUGCUGUGAAUUUAUUGGAAGCUGAGGCACUGCUCACGAGUGGCUGGUGGGGAGACAGCAGUACUACUGCGACAAACAUCUCUGCCCACUGCCAGUGGCCUGGUAUCAUUUGCAACGAUGUUGGCAGCGUUACCGAAAUACUACUUCCGAACUGCAGAAUUCAAGAUGAAUUGACAAAUUUCAGCUUCUCUUCUUUUCGGAACCUGGUUAGACUAGAUCUCAGUCGAAAUGGUCUUUACGGGGCCAUCCCACGUCAAAUUGGUGCACUCUCCAAACUCACCUAUCUCAAUUUGUCUUCCAACGAACUUGAAGGUGAGCUUCCGCCUUCUCUAGUAAACCUUACGCAACUAGCACAUCUCGAUGUUUCUUGGAAUUUGAUUGACAGCUUAAAUCCUCCAUGUAUCGGAAACUUGACAAACUUGGUUACUCUAGACUUGAGCCACAAUUCAUUUUUUGGUCCCAUCCCUCCAACUCUUGGAAAUUUGAAGAGAUUACUUGAAGUAAACUUGAGUUACAAUGGAUUUUCUGGUAGCAUUCCUUCAACACUUGGUCAAUUGUCUAAUCUACUUUCCCUUGACCUCAGCAAUAACCACUUCAGUAGAUUUCUCCCUAAAGAAAUAGGAAAUUUGAAGAGUUUAGUUGAAUUAGACAUCAGUUACAGUGGAUUUUCUGGUAGCAUCCCUCCAGCUCUUGGUCAAUUGUCCAAUCUUGCCUCCCUUGACCUCAACAAUAACCACUUCAAUGGGACAAUUCCUUCAGCUCUUUUUAAUUUGACAAAUCUUUCCCGACUAGACAUUCACUCUAAUCCUGCAAUGGGAGGAUUUCUCUCAGAAGAAAUAGGAAAAUUGAAGAGUUUAGCUAAAUUAGAUUUCAGCGGCCUUAAUCUUUCAGGUGCCCUUCCUUCAUCUCUUUGCGGCCUAACCAAGCUAGUCUCUCUUUCAGGAGCUCAGAAUCAAAUGCAUGGUUCCAUUCCCUCUGAAAUAGGAAAUUUGAAAUAUUUGGAAUAUCUAGAUCUUGGGUCCAACCGGCUGACUGGUCAAAUCCCUCCGACCCUUGGCAAUCUGACUGCUCUGUUUUAUUUGGACAUCUCUUCUAACCAAAUAAGUGGUUCCUUGCCUCUUGGACUUGUCGAUCUGCCUGUUCUACAAAUUAUAGAUCUUUCCUCAAACCAGCUUGUAGGCCCAAUUCCUACCCAAUUUGGGGAUGACAUUAUUAAAUCGGAGUGGUACCUUUCGACUUUGGAUCUUUCCCACAAUAUUCUCUCUGGCACUGUCCCCUCGUCUCUUUCUCGACUGGGGGACGUCGACCUGUCCUAUAAUGCUUUGGAAGGUGAACUUCCGUGUGAGCUUGUCAAUAAGUUUGGUCCAGGAAGUUUUGACGGCAAUCCAGACUUGCAUUACACUUCCGCUCUUUGUGGUGCAUCUCCUCCUGUUAUGAAAAAUCACAGACAUCACCCCCCAUACUACAUCAUAGGUCAUGGCGUGUCCUUGUUGGUGUUCUCAUUAAUUGGCGGAUUAGUGCUUUAUAUCUUCUGCAAAACCAAAGUCAAGAAAGUGGAAGUUGAGCUGAUGGACAAUAAACAUGGAGACAUUUUCAGAAUAUGGAACUACGAUGGACAUAUGGCUUAUGAAGACAUAAUUAAAGCAACAAACGAUUUUGAUGUCAGUUAUUGCAUCGGGACAGGGGGGUAUGGUUCUGUAUACAGAGCGCGGUUGCCAAGUGGGAAAGUAGUGGCUUUGAAAAAGCUUCACCGUUUGGAAGGCGAGAAUCCAAAUUUUGACAAGAGCUUUAGGAACGAAGCCGACAUGCUAUCUAAAAUCAGGCACAGGAACAUUGUAACGCUCUUCGGAUUCUGCCUGCACAAGCGAUGCAUGUUUCUGAUUUAUGAGUAUAUGGACAGAGGAAGCUUGUUUUUUAUCUUGAGAGAUGAAACCGAAGCUGUGGAGCUGGAUUGGAUUAAAAGAGUGAAUUUGAUCAAGGGCAUUGCCAGUGCAUUGUCCUACUUGCAUCAUGAUUGUGAUCCGCCAGUCAUUCACAGGGAUGUAUCAAGCAACAACAUUCUUUUGAAUUCACAGCUCGAAGCAACUCUUUCUGACUUCGGAACCGCGAGGAUUUUGGAACUUGAUUCAUCAAAUCAAACAGUCAUUGCAGGCACCUUUGGCUACAUGGCACCAGAGCUAGCCUAUACCAUGGUGGUCACUGAAAAGUCCGAUGUGUAUGGCUUUGGAGUUGUGGUGCUGGAAACGCUGUUUGGAGAGCAUCCACAAGAAUUCCUUUCUUGCAUAUCAUCACAACCCAAUGAACCAAUAAUGCUGAAGGAUCUUCUUGAUUCCCGUCUGCCCCCUCCGACUAACCCUUUGGUGGUUCGAAAUGUGGCUCUCGCGACAGCGUUAGCCCUGGAUUGCGUCAACGCAAACCCGAAAUGUCGACCAACAAUGCAGCAAGUGGUGAACCGAUUUGAAGCGGGCAGGCGAGAACCAACUAGGCCUUUGCACACCAUUGCUGUGAACCAGCCUGUUAGUCCACCAGUACUUUCACUGCCUGACCAAACCCGCGCAGAUGGGACGAGUAGCCUAAGCACCAUAAAUGAAUUCCAUGUGGAUAUCUCUGCGACUCUGCCAUCAUCCAAUUUUUCUAUCCAUGUUUCUACCUAAACAACUUUGACAUUUGGUAGGAAACAGAAUAAGAUCGUGCUUUGCAAAAUGGAAACUUGACCAAGCACUUAGAUUGCUGCAUACUACUAUUUAGUGUGCUAAUGAAAAAAAAAAGUGUACUUGUUAAUUUUAAAAAAAAAAAAGAAAUUUUCCUAUGUUACCAUUAAAGUCUUGGCUAGGAAAUUUUAUUGUCAAUAUUUCGGCAAUAGGAGAU
Messenger RNA from Coffea eugenioides, 2947 nucleotides. RefSeq names its product MDIS1-interacting receptor like kinase 2-like. Gene Ontology annotation, molecular function: protein binding; protein kinase activity; ATP binding. Gene Ontology annotation, biological process: protein phosphorylation. The transcript has 4 exons. Bases 1 to 2733 code for a protein of 910 amino acids. The record is from RefSeq and is a predicted model, not a curated record. NCBI's taxonomy places the organism in Eukaryota, Viridiplantae, Streptophyta, Magnoliopsida, Gentianales, Rubiaceae.